Lasiosphaeria miniovina is the source of this 892-nucleotide messenger RNA. RefSeq lists its product as uncharacterized. Lineage: Eukaryota; Fungi; Ascomycota; Sordariomycetes; Sordariales; Lasiosphaeriaceae. The coding region runs from base 319 to 864 and encodes 181 amino acids. The transcript has 3 exons. The record is from RefSeq and is a predicted model, not a curated record.
CGAUAAAAACAAAACCAAGAAAUGGCUACUAUCGUGAGAUGGAUAAUAACUUGAAAACUGUGGAUAGAAGGCCGGCAACAUCUUGGCCAUCGGCAUCUAUGUUUGGCACCAGACAAGAAUCUUCCAAAGCGACGAGAACGGCGGCGACAAGAGCGAGAAGAGAAACAUAAAUAGACAUGUUUGGCACUUCCACUGUCCAUCUUUUUUCCCACCAGCAGCAACAAGCCAUCCAGAGACCACAGCAACUCCAGCUCCAGCAUCCUUUCUCGGCCACAACACUAUUCUAGCCCUUUGACCAGCGCCACCAACCCAGCCAAAAUGAAGGCCGUCUUUGUCUUUCUCUGCACGCUCGCCGCGUCGGCCAUGGCCACGCCGCUCGUGUCGGAGCGCCAGCUCGAGUCGCAGGGCGACGAGCUCGACAAGCUGACCAGCACCAUCAGGGGCUACACGGCCAACAUCAACAAGACCACGGCGGCGGCGCCCAGCAACCCGACGCUGGCCGACCAGACGGCGGCGGGCGCCGCGCUGGGCCCCGAUUUGCAGGGCAUCACGAACGCGCUGACGGCGGCGACGGCGCUGCUCUCCAAGCGCGACUUCGUGCUCGCGCGCACCGCGUGCGGCAGCGACUGCCUGCUGCUCAAGGUCAAGAUCCUCGUGUGGGAGAUUGCCUUUACGCUCAAGGUCGUCAUUGUCAAGCUGGGCCUUGGAUGUGUACUUGUGUACCUUACGCCGCUGCUCCUUUCGCUGGUCGGGCUGCUCAAGUGCCUCGACAAGGUCGUGGCCGGCCUCUUGUUCGCCAUCAAGGGCCUCUUAACCGAGAUCCUUGGCGCCGUCGCCGGCGGGGUGCUUGCCUUGAUUUUCUAGGCCCGGUGGGAGAGCAGGUUGUCGUGUC